Closterium sp. NIES-65 is the source of this 7536-nucleotide messenger RNA. NCBI's taxonomy places the organism in Eukaryota, Viridiplantae, Streptophyta, Zygnematophyceae, Desmidiales, Closteriaceae. The record is from the annotation of a GenBank genome assembly.
AUGGAGUCGGUUCCGCUAGCUGCCUUAAACGGCGACUUUCCGUACCGUCGCUCGCAAGCGGUCGAAGGUGGUUAUAGCGAGAACGGAUGGGUUGGCGUUGACGGUAGCGGCAAAGGAGGGAAAGCCUCUCAUGGGAAGCGCCAUGCGAGUCGCUCGUCCGCGCCUUACGCGAGACCUACUUCCGGAAGGCACGCUGCCGCUGGCUACGCUGCAGCAGCAAUUCGAACUGCCACGUCGGCAGCGGGAUCUCCGGGGGAAUCCCAAGGCCGCGCAGACGCGUUGCUAGAAGCGCCGGGGAGGAAUGGUGAAAGGAGGGAUGAGCCGAAGCAAGACGGGGGUAACCGGCGUAACACGCAAGGCGAGGGACAAGGCGUGUUGGACAAGCGACCGUCUGACGGCGCAACCAGCAGCGAGCCCGCGGAGGGAGCGAAUGCUGCUGGUGCUGCUGGUAAUAUCCGGGAUCGACAGGCGGGAGGAGCGAACGGGAAGCAGCAGAGGGAGGAAGGCGCAGUGUUGACGGAGGUUGAGCAGCUUCUGAGACGAGGGACGCCGUUAUCGCUGCGCGAGUUUCAGCGGCUGAACGAGCUGCUGCGUCAACACGUGGCGAGUGGCGAAGCAGAGAGGACAGAGGGCAAGCAGGAGGAGAAGGAAGAGGGGAACGAGGAUGGGGAAGGGGAAGAGGAAGAGGAAGGGGAGGGGAGGCGGCAGGAAGAGGACGAGGGGCAAGAAGGGAGGGUGGAAGCAUCUGCGGGGAAGAGAAGGAAGACUGGCGGCAGUGGCAGUUGGGUGGCGGCAGAUGGGAUGAGAGGGCGGGAGAAUGCAGCUAACACUGUGCACGUUGCACCUCGGGUUACGCCUCGGGUUACGUCUCGGGUUACACCUCAGGUUACGCCUCGGGUGACACUUGAUGACAUUUCUGGAGGUGCUGAUGGCGAUGGAAUGAACGGAGUGAGCCUUCGAGCGUGGACGCCGUACCAGACCCAGCUGACGCCAGCGACCAAGUCUCGCAAGCGCAGCAACGCACAACUGCAUGAACCCAGCCCACCCAGCGCAAGCCCUUGGGGUGCUGUACCCCUUGUAAGCCCCUCUGCUGUUCCUCAUUGGCGCAGGGGCAGCAUCGUUCCAAGCGCAGGAGGGCUGCGUAACGGUGGGACUGGUAACCAGACUCGCCAGAGGAGAGUGUCGUUUUCGCCAGCAGUGCUGGCAGCAGCAGCGGAGGGGGAGGAGGAUGAGGAAGAGGGAGGGUGGAGCAGGAGGAUGGGAAGAGGGAGGGCUUUAAGGAGGCUUAGAGAAGGGGAUAGAGACGACUGGUUGCCUCUGCAACAGCAGCAGCUGUUGCAGCAGUUAAAGAGGGACCAAAUCUUAGCAAGCGUUCCUUCCCGGUCAGCUCAAUCUGCCCGGAAAAUCCUGGACACGUUGGAUCGGAUGGCUGGGGCUUUGCCUGCUGCGGAGGGUUUUGGUCGGUCAGGGGAAAGGAGGAGAGUGAGUGGGGGUAGUGAGUUGCAGAGAUUGAAGGGGAAAGAGAAGGUUGUUGAGGGGGAGAGCGGUGGGGAGGGAGGGGAGAAUGGGGCAAGAAGCAGAGAAAACGAGCAGCAGUUGCAGCAGCAGCAGCAGCAACAGCAACAACAGGGACAGCAGAGACAAAAGCAACAGGAGCAGCAGGAGCAGAGAGGCGAUGGGCUGGGGAGGGAGAAGGAGGGGGCGAGGGGAGAGGAGGGGGGGGAGGCGAGGCGUUUAGGGGGAGGUGCGUUGGUGGAUGGUGGGAAGGAGGAUGGUGGGCAGGGGACGAGGAGAGGCCGCCAUGGGUUCAGAAUGUCUGUUUUCGAGGAGGACGAGGAGGACAGGCCAAGCCAGGACGCAGCAGCAGCGGGAGGAGGAGGAGCAGCAGCAGGAGCAACAGGUGCAACAGCAGCAACAGGAGCAGGAGGCAGCAAGGCGGCCGAUAGAGAGGCAGCUAAAACAGGAACGGACGCUGCUUCUGCCGCUCCUGUGACCGGCGGGCAGCAGCGCGAGGGGGAGAAGGGCGAGGAGCAGAGCAAGGGGGAUAGAGGCAAGGAAAAGAGCACGGGUGCUACCACUGGAAGUUUCUUUGGCUCAGCAGCGCAUGCAGCAACUCUCGCGCCGCAACCCACGCCUGCAAAGCCAGCAUCACUAGACACCCCUUCUCACUCUUUUCCGUUGUACCUCUUUCCACUCCCCCUGCUCCCCCAUGCCCGCCCUGCCCCUCCCUUGCCCCAUUCCAGUUUCUUUGGCUCAGCAGCGCAUGCAGCAACUCUCGCGCCACAACCCUCCCCUGCAAAGCCAGCAUCUCCAGACACCUCCCAAGGCAAACCCACAGCACCACCCGCAGCAGCAGCAGCUGUGGCAGCACCAGCAGCAACAGCAGCAGCAGCAGCAGCAGCAGCAGCAGCAGGAGCGUCGUCCUUUGGUGCGUCUGGGUUCAAGGCCCCUUCCUUUGGCUCCUCUGCUGCUGCCACAACCUCUCUCUUUGGGUCUUCUACCCCUGCUGCCCCUGUCCCUGCUCCUGCCCCUGCCCCUGCCCCUGCUGCCGCUACCUCUGCCAGUGCUCCUUCCUUUGGCAUUUCCCCCACACCCUCCGUCCCCCCUGCCACUGCUUCUCAAUCCGCAGCAGCACCAGCACCUGCACUCACAGGAGCUUCCCCAACGGCAGGACCAUUGUUCGGCAUCAAACCAGCAGCUGCGGAAGCUUCUCCUGCAGCAGCAGCAGCAGCAGCAGCAGCAGGAGGAGGAGGAGGAGCGGCUUUAGGGGCAGCACCAGCCGCAGCAGGGGCAGCACUGUUUGGCUUUAAGCCAGCAGCCGCCGCUCCAGCUGCUGGAAAGGAUGCAGGUGCGGCUACUGCUUUUGGUGGCGGUGAUGGGGGGGAUAGGGGGAGAAGGGGAGGAGAGGAGGGGGGUGAUAUGGGGAGGAGGGGAGGAGGCGAGGAGGAGGAGGAGGCAGAGCCGAGGAGGAAGCGGAGGGUGUCGUCGUCGCCUGUGGGAGGGGAGUCGGGUGGUUCACCUCCUUCCCUCUUUGGCUUUGGAAAGCCGCCCGCAGGGUCCUCCUCUCCCUCAGAAGCCGCAGCUCCACUCUUCGGUGCUGCUUCUGCUGCUCCUCAAGCCUCUGCCCCUGCCACCACAACCACCACCACUCCUUCUGCACCUGCCUUUGGUUCGGCAUCCACCGCACCGGUCUUCGGCUCGGGAUCAACCGCACCUGCCUUUGGCUCGGGAUCAGCACCGACAUUCGGCCUCAGCCCAUCUUCCCCCCUUGCAGCUGCUUCUACCCCAAGCUCUGCCGCCACAGCCACAGCUACUGCCACAGCUACAGCCACAGCCACUGGUUUUGCCACCGCUUCUACCCCUUCCUUCGGUCUCGCUGCACCGUCCUUCGGUGGGGCCACAACCACCCCAUCAACAGGCAUCACCACAACCGCCCCUUCUUUCGCCACUUCAAGUGCCCCUACUUUCGGCACCACAACUGCCCCAUCCUUUGGCCUUACUGCGACCGCCCCGUCCUCCGGCCUCGCCUCGGCUCCAGCGUUUGGUGGCUCUUCCACUGCUGCAGCUGCCGCAUCAGCAGCACCUGCAGCCACCACCACCACUCCAGCCUUCGGCUCUGCUGCUGCUCCUGCUGCUGCCCCCACCACCACCACUGCCGCUGCUACCACUUUUGGCAGUCAGCCUGCUCCUUCCUUUGGGGCAUUCGGCUCUACUCCUGCCUUUGGCUCUGGUGCUGCUUCUACCACCACUGCUUCCGCCACUGCUGCAGCUCCUGCUUUCGGAUCGUCUGCUGCUGCCCCGGCCUUUGGCACCACUGCUGCAGGUCCUGUGUUUGGCGCUCCAUCAUCCUCCCCUGCCUUUGGUGCUGCAUCCUCCCCUGCCUUUGGUGCUGCAUCCUCUCCUGCCUUUGGUGCUGCUUCCACCCCAGCGUUUGGCACAUUCUCUGGUUCAUCCGCCCCUGCUUUUGGAUCCUCCGCGCCUACUUUCGGAUCAUCUACCCCAGCUUUCGGCUUGUCAACAGCUGCUGCUACAGCUCCGCUCUUUGGCACCCCAUCCACCACGCCAGCACCUGUUUUCGGUGCCCCUGCUGCCGCAAGUACUGGUGCCGCUACUGGCUUUGCCUUUGGCGCUACGGCAUCAUCAACCCCCUCUGCCUCUACCACCCCUGCUGCUGCUGCUUCCUCGUCUCCCGCGCCUGUUUUUGGAUUUUCCGCUGCUUCUUCCGGACCUGCCGCCGCACCUGGGUUCACCAGCCCCUUUGGUGGGAUGCAACAGAAUACAAUGUCCAUGGAACCAGGUGGCAUGGCAACGGCUGUUUCCACUCCUGUCGUUUUCGGAGCCUCGCCGUCCCCGGCAGGAGCUAAUCCUUUUGCGUUUGGGCAGCCCGCAGCUGGAGGUGCCGCCCCGGGCGCUGCCCCGUUUUCGUUCGGUGGUGCUGCUGCUUCCCCGUCGCCAGCGGGGAGUGGUGGGAGUGGUGGGUUUGCUGCUCCGUCUAUGGUGUUUGGUGCUGGUGCUGGUGGUGGUGGCGUUGGAGUCAUCAAGCCCCUUCCGUUGCAUCCAGACGAGUCGCACGUCUUUUCGGGGCGCUUCCUUCCCCAGGUCCUCCCCUCCCGCCCAGGGCUGUCGAUUGGUUUGGAGCCAGAACUUGAGAGGCUGAGGGACUCUUCCCCGUCGCGCGUUUCCUUCAUUCGCAGCGCGCAAGGCAGCAUAUCCUGCCCGUCCACAAUUCCCAAGAAGCGGCAGGUGCGGCGUCUCUGCGGCGGCUGGAUUUCUGCGCUCCGCUCCAUGGAUGCUGCCGGGGAUGAUGACGUGACGUCACCAUGUGUACUGUAUGGUGAUGAGCCCGUCCGGUCCGGGUCCGGGGGCUUUGCUGCUGCGCCUUUCUCUUCGCCUCUCUCCUCGUUCGCGCCGUUCACUGUCCGUCCGUCAGUCCGGCCGGCGAUCGUCACCAAUGACGACAACGAUUUCAAAGUUGCUAACGUCGCCACGUGGCUUGACGUUUUCUGCACAGUUCCGGAAUCCAGACGCGCCGCCACGAUCAAUAUCAUCGCCGUGACGUUCUCGUCCGACUCGACUCGUCGUCGCCUCUUUGCGAGUCCGCGAGGAGUCUGGCAGAAACACCCUGAGGACCUGGAGGGACUGGAAGGGUUGGAAGCCGGAAUAUCAACAUUGGAAAUUCCCUCCAUUUUCGAGGGGAAUGUUAGUGUUGACACUCAAAGCCUGCUUGGACAGAAGGGAGUUACUAAGGGGGGAAAGGAGGAGGAAGAGGGGUUAACAUCGUGUGAAGAUGCGUUUUUGUUGGACAGUGCAUUGGGCGGCGGUGGGAGCGGCAGUGGGAGGAGCAGUGGCGGCAAGGCGUGGAGCGGUGGGAGCGAGGGGAGGAGCAGCAGGAGACGUGUCACGGCAGCAAGUGACAACCUCGAGAGUCUGGACUACGAGGUGCUCGAUUCAGAGUGGCAUCACGGCCAGUGGCAGGCAAUGACGCAAGCCGACAGAAUAUUUCACACUGCCCUGCGCUGGCUGCUCGUGCUGCUCAUCGGCAUUUGCACCGGCCUCCUCGCUUUUUUCGUCAACAUUUCAGUGGAAGCCAUUGGCGGUGCCAAGUUCGGUCUCGUCUUCUCGCAUAUCAAAGGCCAGAACUUCCUAGGAGGCUUCCUGGUGCUAGCAGCAACCAACCUGGGCCUUGUACUCGUUUCAACGUGCCUCUGUAACGGGAUAGCGAUGGAGGCAGUGGGAUCCGGUAUUCCCGAGGUGAAGGGGUACCUGAAUGGCGUCAGCACGCCUGCUGUCCUCUCCGCCAAGACUCUUAUUGUCAAGGAGCAUCUGAACGGCGUCAGCACGCCUGCUGUCCUCUCCGCCAAGACGCUCCUCGUUAAGUCGACUCAAAAGUCAAUUCGGUGCCUCUCAUCACCUUUCGAGUCGACUCAAAAGUCAAUUCGGUGCCUCUCAUCACCUUUCGAGUCGACUCAAAAGUCAAUUCGGUGCCUCUCAUCACCUUUCGAGUCGACUCAAAAGUCAAUUCGGUGCCUCUCAUCACCUUUCGAGUCGACUCAAAAGUCAAUUCGGUGCCUCUCAUCACCUUUCGAGUCGACUCAAAAGUCAAUUCGGUGCCUCUCAUCACCUUUCGAGUCGACUCAAAAGUCAAUUCGUUGCCUCUCAUCACCUUUCGAGUCGACUCAAAAGUCAAUUCGGUGCCUCUCAUCACCUUUCGAGUCGACUCAAAAGUCAAUUCGGUGCCUCUCAUCACCUUUCGAGUCGACUCAAAAGUCAAUUCGGUGCCUCUCAUCACCUUUCCGUCUUCAAUCAGGCGCUGGGCAGCAUAGCAGCAGUGGCAGGAGGGCUAGCGGGGGGAAAAGAGGGUCCACUGGUGCACUGUGCGGCAUGCAUCGCCAGCAGCCUGGGUCACCUCCUGGUGAGAUGGGGUUGUGCCUGGUGCUGAUUCGGAGAGUGAUUGAGAGUGGUUGGGGGCGGUUGGGAGUGAUUUGGGCUUUAAGGACGCCGGUGUGGGUGCACAGCGACCGGGGGUUGAGAGACCUGGUGACGUGCGGUGCUGCCUCGGAAAUUGCUGCUGCGUUCCUUGCUCCCGUGGGUGGUGCGCUGUUCGCCCUCGAGCAAGUCACCUCCUGGUGGCGGAACUCCCUCAUUUGGCGAAUCUUCUUCACCAACGCAGUCGUAGCCAUGGUGCUCCGAGCCUGCAUCUCCCUGUGCGAGGGCGACAGGUGCGGCGGCAGCUUCGGGUCCCGAGGCUUCAUCCUGUUCGACCGAAGCAAGUCCCGAACCGACUUUGGGCUGCUGGAGGUGGUGCCGGUGGCGCUGCUAGGGAUUGUCGGAGGGCUGCUCGGCGGGUUAUUUAACCACCUCAACGUGAAGCUGUGUGCUUUCAGGAAGAGCAAGCUUCACAGGCACGGGGCAUGGGUGAGGGUGCUAGAGGUCCUCCUCAUCUCCCUCCUCACCUCUGCUCUUCGCUUCUACGGCCCCUUCCUCGCCUCCUGCCUGCCCUGCCCUCAAGACCCGGAUGAAGGAGGGGACUUGCCGCAAGGUUCUUUCAACUGCCCGAGCAUCGUCGGAACGGGGGACCACAAGGCGUUUGCCUGCCCGGACGGGCAGUAUAAUGAUCUGGCGAGCCUGGUGUUUACAACCAACGACGAUGCGAUUGGGAAUUUGUUCCGUACUGGAUCGUUUGGAAUCUUCACCUACCCCUCUCUGCUCCUCUCUUUCACGAUCUACUUUCUUCUCGCCACACUCACAUACGGCACAGCAGUCCCGGCGGGUCUCUUCGUGCCCUCCAUCCUCUGCGGCGCCUCCUACGGCCGAAUGGCCGGCAUGGUCAUGGUAACCCUAUUCGGCCCGCACCGCGUGGGGGAAGGCACCUACGCGCUCCUCGGCGCCGCGUCUUUUUUGGGCGGCUCCAUGCGCAUGACCGUUUCGCUCUCGGUCAUCUUGCUGGAGCUCACGGGCAGCUUGAAACUUUUGCCGCUGGUGAUGGUGGUGCUGCUGGUGUCGAAAUCGUCCGAGAUCCCCCACCACUCCUUCUGA